Messenger RNA from Tetranychus urticae (two-spotted spider mite), 2142 nucleotides. RefSeq lists its product as uncharacterized. The record is from RefSeq and is a predicted model, not a curated record. Gene Ontology annotation, biological process: superoxide metabolic process. Gene Ontology annotation, molecular function: copper ion binding. Lineage: Eukaryota; Metazoa; Arthropoda; Arachnida; Trombidiformes; Tetranychidae.
UGAUUUGGUCUAAAUCCAACCGAUUUAGUUUAACAUUUCAACACUUUGAUAUUUUACAUUUUGACCUUUUUUUAUUUUUAAUUUUUGCUAAUAUUGUGAUGGACAACAAGUUGUGGUCCAUUGUUCAAUUGACAAAAUUGUGAAUCAAGUUUAAGCCUUUUCUUUAUGAUGUUAUAUAAAAAUGUGUAAUAACCAAUACAAUGAUGUUCAUGCUUACUUUUUUUGCUAUUAUUACUCUGAUGUUAACCUUUUAUUGUGAUCAAAUUGUGAUGGUGGAUUGCUUGAUACAGUUACUCGAGUUUCCAUUGAAAAUCACUCAGGCCAAGCAUGUGGAUGUAAUAUGGAGAUGAGGAAGAUAAAGGUUUCAUCUUGUGAAUGGAUUUGCUUUGUUAUGCAGGGGCUUCCCUCUCUUCUCUGUGCCCUCUCUUUAUGUAUCUUGAUACGCCAAACUCAGGUUCAUUAGAUCAUUUUGUGGUUUGAUAUAGUUGUAAUUAGUGUUGAUAUUUUGCUGCUGCUUCUGGUCAAUACCUUUACUUUAAACCUUGCUAAAAAAUCUGUCUUCUAAAAAUGGACUACUCAAUAUUGGUCAAAGUAACAAAUUGUUUCACCUUGCAGUUCAUUAUCUGUUAUUUGUCAUCUGUUAAUGGUCAAUACUAUGGAGAUCCUUAUUCAUCGUCUUCGUCAAUCAACCGUUAUGGAUAUCGAUAUGGAAAUGGUUUCAACUAUGGAUCAAAAUAUAGCAAUCCUUAUAAUGGACAAUACUCUGAUCCAAACAGACAAUCGAUGAAUCCGACUGAUCAAAUGACUGAUCCCAACAGCUAUUGGAAAAUUUUCCGUGAUCGUUACCCACAAGGAUUCCCUUCUCUUUCAUCGUCGAUGCCUCCUCAACCAUCUUCAAUGUCUUCCUCCUCUCCUCUGUCUUCUUCCUCUUCUCUAUCGUCAUCUGGGAUGCCUUCAAUGUCACCAUUCAAUUCUCAAUCACAAAUGCAAUCACAAUCACCAUUUUUAUCUGUAUCCUCCAUGCCUGGUCAACCACCUCUAUCAAAUUUUGAUGCUAAAUACGGCGUUCUAGGUCCAGCCAAUUUCGUCGAUAGCACAGCAACAUUUGAUCAUAGAUUAGGUUGGGUUCCAAGGUAUCCAAAUUUCGUCCUUCCUUCAGGAGCUUAUCAUUUUCCAGCAACAGGUCAUCCUUAUUCAUAUCACAGAAAUAGGAUUGCUCGUGGUGUUGCAGAUAUAAGAGGAGCAGACAAUAAAAUAACAGGAUCAAUCAGUUUUGAACAAGAGGAAAAUGAUCAUGUAAUUAUUCGUGGAAAAAUUCUGGGUCUUCCACCUGGUGCUCAUGGUAUGCAUGUUUUGGAGAAAGCUUUGACUGGCAAUGAUUGCUCUUCUGGAGGUGACCAUUAUAACCCACAAAAAACUGAUCACGGAGGUAAACACGAUUGGGUUCGCCAUGUCGGUGAUUUGGGUAACAUUUUUGCUGAUCGAGAUGGAGUCGCUUAUUUCGAUCUCACGGAUCAAAUAAUUAGCAUAACUGGUGGUUAUUCUGUUUUAAAUCGAACCAUUGUGAUUACUGAGAAACCUGAUGACUUGGGUCGUAGUGGGGAUCCAGAAAGCAAAAGAACUGGUAAUUCAGGACAAGCGAUUGCUUGUGGACUAAUCCAGUUGGCAAAGUUUUAAAUUACUAAUUUUCGAUACACAAAUGUUAUCAAUCACAAUUUCUUUAAGCUAAAAUCGAUUAUGACUUUUGCCUUUGGAUUUCACCUUCCGCAAAGGACUCUGGAAAGUCCAUUCAUGUAUUAUUCGGACUUUAAAUUCUGUAUUCAAUUUUCUUGUAAUACAAAUACAUAAGUAAUCAUGUAACUUUUAAAGGCAUCCUGGUUGCUCACUAAUUCAGUAGUGCCUAAACCAGUAAUUAGAGAUGUUAGGAAAAGAUCAAUCUUGAAAACUCAAUUUUCCUAUUCCAUUCAAUUAUUAAUACUAAUAUUGUAUUAAGAACCAAAAAAGAUCGUAUUAAUGCAAAUAUUUUUGUCUUUUUAUAAGUAAAACCGUUUUUUUGUAUUCUGUUACCUCUUUUAUUAAAAUUCUCAAUUCUGAUUCAAGAUCAGGAUCGAACUGAAACAGUUCUUCUUGGCCUUUGACAGG